AUGGAUGUCUUUGGUGGUGCGCCACGUUUCUUAGCCUACCCAAGACCUGUAGUGGUACAAAGCGGCACUGAUGCAGUGCUUAAGUGUCAGAUUGGUGGUGAUCCAAGGCCUGCCGUUAUCUGGGAGCGAAGCAAUGAAAAGAUUGACCCACAAGGACGAUAUAGGGUCUUUGAGGAUGGCAAUGUUUACAAUCUCAUCAUCUCAGCUGUCACAACUGAGGAUAGUGGACAGUACAUAUGCAAAGCAAAAAAUAGCAUUGGGGAAACCUAUGCAGCUGCCACACUGAAGGUGGAAGGUGAAGCGCAAGAGAUGGAGCUGCGGGAGGAAAAUAAGCCACGAUUCCUCAUCAAGCCCCUCUCCACUCGUGUCGGUCGUGGGGAAGAUGCUGUCUUCUCUUGUAAGCUUUGGGGAAACCCAAAGCCAGAUGUUAUCUGGGAAAAAGACGGUAGAAGACUCAAUGAAAUAUUUGAAAGCACACAUUUCAGUGUAGGCUACCAGGAUGGUGGAUGGUUCCAGCUCAAGAUCUUUAAGACCCGUGCUCCUGAUGGUGGUGUAUACACAUGCAAGGCAAGAAAUGAAUUUGGGGAAGCGCUAGCAGGAGCUGUGUUGCUUGUUGAUGCAGGUCCAGGACAUGAAGAAGAAGGAAAUCGCAACGGCUACAUAAAUGGCCACUGGAAAGUCCAUCAGGGAAAACAAAGGAGUGGCAGGCAACUGCCAAACCGCCUAAAAGACGACAGCAUGACCAAGUCAACAAAAGUAAAAAUGUUUGCUGUGACAGAGGGCAAACAUGCCAAAUUCCGUUGCUUUGUGACUGGUAAACCCAAACCAGAAAUAAUUUGGAGGAAAGAUGGUAGACUCAUACUGUCUGGAAGGCGUUAUUUGUUAUAUGAGGACAGAGAAGGCUACUUCACACUUAAAGUUCUUUAUUGUAAGCAAAAGGAUAACGGAGUUUAUGUUUGCGCUGCAUCAAAUACUGCUGGGCAAACCCUCAGUGCUGUACACCUCUCUGUCAAGGAGCCGCCUGUGCGGUUCAAGCAGCCUCUCAUUGAUCUUGAAGUGUGGGAGCGGGAUUUGGCUGUUCUCGAGUGUGAAGUUCCAGAGGACUCAGUUCCCAUCACAUGGUAUCUGGAGGAUAGACGACUGCAACCAGGGGCCAAAUAUGGAAUGGAGGAGUGGGGAACGAAACGACGACUGACAAUUCGCGACAUCGGAGUUGAUGAUGAUGGGAUUUACCUCUGCGAGAUGCCUGAUGGGGGCAGAAGCAUUGCAGAGGUAGCUGUAAAAGGCACAAUUUUGCGGAAGCUUCCAAGAAAAGUGGAUGUCUUGGAAGGUGAAAAUGCUGCCUUUUGUGUUGAAGUAGAAAAAGAAGAGAUGGAUAUACAUUGGUACAAAGAUGGCUUAGAGCUGCGUGAAACCCAUCAGACCAUUAUUAAAUCCUUUGGUCGAACUCACAUCCUGGUUUUCGUCAACACAAUGCCCCAAGACUCUGGCCUCGUGACUUUCCUUGUCGGCAGAUCCAAGACUUCCUCUCAGCUAAGAGUGAAAUCGGCCAGACAUUGUCCACCUAGUUGUCCAGUGGCUGUGCAGAUCAACACAGAGCGUGCUAAUGCAGCUCUUCUCUCAUGGGUUCCUGCUCAGGACUCACGAAAGAAUCCUCCCUCUGGAUAUGUGCUUGAACGGCAAGAGGUGGGCACUGGUUCGCAAGAAUGGCUUCAGUGUCUGACCACCGAUUCUGCAACCUCUGUGGAGAUCCUUGGUGACAGUGUUCCAUGUGAGGCGGAUUACCGCUUUCGUAUUUGCAGCGUCAACAAAUAUGGGAAAAGCAAUAAUGUUGAAUUCCCUAAAACUGUUCACUUAGUUCCUGUGGCCAGAAUACAAGCUCCCUUACAGGAUGCCUUGGUGCCAGAGGGGCAAGACGCCCUCUUCUCUAUUGAGCUUUCUGCUUCAGUUAUUGGUACAUGGUUCUUAAAUGGGACUCAGCUUCAGGAAGAUGAGCGGUAUUCCAUGCGUCGGUCACGAGCACACCAGUCUCUCCGCAUUCGAGGAGUACGUGAUACAGAUAAUGGAGCUGAGAUUACAUUCAUUGCCUAUGGCAUCCGUGACUCUGCAGCACUUUACAUUCAAGCUCCUCUUGUCAAGUUUUUCCCAUUGUCAGAGAUGGAUCGAAAUAAAUUUGUAGAAAUUGGGAAUCCCAUUGUGCUCUACUGUGAGGUAUCAGACCCUGCAGCUCUGGUGCACUGGUACAAGAACGGGGUGGAAUUAAGAUCUGUGGAAGGUCUUCAUAUCCAAUCAGAGGGCACCAUGAGACGAAUUGUCAUCCAGUCAGCAGAGUUAUCUCAUUCAGGAGUCUACUGCUGUGAUGCCAUUGAUGAUGUCAUCAGGUUCAAUGUGGAAGUAGAGGCACCACCGGUAACGUUUGCUGAUAUCCCAGAGAGGGACCUUUUCCAGAGUGUUGUGGAACAUGAACAGCUUGUUCUGUCAUGUGAAGUAUCAAGGUCUGAUGGUGUUGUCAAAUGGUACAAAGAUGGAACUGAAAUGCAACCAACCAAUAAUGUUACAAUCCAAGCAGAGGGCACCAAAAGAAAGCUGAUUAUACAUUCAGCCCAACUGUCCGAUACAGCUACGUACACAUCCCGUGUAGGAGACAACGUUUUAGUCUUCAAAGUUAACAUACGAGAACCUCCUGUGACGAUAAUCUAUCCCAAGGAGGAUGUCCACCUUGACCGUCAUGUCCCCGACGAAAUUAUUCUGAGCUGUGAACUGUCUCGUGCCAGUGGUGUGGUCAGCUGGUAUAAAGACGGUCAAAAGCUUCAAGAGAGUGAGAACAUCAAGCUCAAGGUAGAAGGGCCUUAUCGACGACUUAAGAUACUGUCUAGUGGAGUAGAGGAUUCUGGAGAAUACGUCUGUGAUACAGCUGACGAUUCAAUAUUCUUUCACCUAAAUAUCACAGAACCUCCAGUGAAGAUUGUAUCCCCAAGUCAGUCAGAAAUGGAACUGUGUCAGCAGACCUCUGAGAGGAUGGUACUAAGCUGUGAGAUCUCACGGCCCAAUGCAAUGGUACGCUGGUAUCGUGAUGGACUCGAGGUGGAGGAGAACGACAAUCUCAUUCUGGAGGUGGAUGGUGUCUACAGAAGACUUAUUAUACCUGAAACCACUGUCAAAGAUUCAGCAGAAUAUGUAUGCGACACAGCGGAUGACUCCAAGACGUUCUUUGUAAACAUAGCAGAGCCUCCUGUUCGCUUCAUUCGUCCUCGGAAGAUGGCAAGUAGAGUAGAGAAAAUGGCUGGGGAGACUCUAGUUCUAGACUGCGAGGUUUCAAGAUCAAAUGCUGAAGUCACUUGGAAGAAGAAUGGGGAAGAAGUCGAAGACUCUAGAAACAUCACAAUCCUUGAAGAUGGCGUCAUCCGUCAGUUGACCAUUCACUCUCUGACAGUGGAAGAUGCUGGGCAAUAUGUCUGUGACGCAAAAGACGAUGUAAUGGAUUUCAGUGUGAUAGUGCAAGAAUUACCUGUAAAAAUUCUUGGAAAAACAGAUGCAAAAAUAGAAAAACAGUUCUUAGUAUCAGAUGACAUUAUUCUUGUAUGUGAACUCUCAAGAGCCAAUGCCUCAGUCAGCUGGUAUAAAGAUGACAAGCUUAUUGAUGACAAUGAGCGAUACUGCAUCGAAGAGCAAGGUGUUUUCCGAUCUCUGGUGGUCCUAAAUGCGGCAUUUGAAGAUUCAGGGGAAUAUACCUGUGAUGCAGUGGAUGAUAAAUUGGUCUUCUAUAUCACUGUCAAAGAGCCUCCUGUGCAGAUCAUUGGAAAUGCAGGCCACCCAGAGCAUCAUAUACUAGUAGCAGGAGAUGAUCUUAUUUUGGAGUGUGAAGUGUCUCGGCCAAACGCCACAGUUGAGUGGUUAUGGAACGGCAAGAUAUUGAAACCAGAUACUCGUGUAAAAAUUGACAGCUAUGACGUUGUGAGGAAGCUUGUUCUCUCUGGACUUCAGCCCUCGGACUCUGGAGAAUACAUUUGCGAUGCCCUCGAUGACAAAUUGAUAACAAUUGUAGAGGUCCAAGCCCCCCGUAUUAUUGAGUUCAUAGCAGAGCUUCGUAAUGUCAUCAUCUGUGAAGGAGAAGAUGCCGUUUUUAAGUGUGUGGUUUCACCGGAGGACACCAAGUUGGCGUGGCGCUUAAACAGCAAGCAAGUAGCCCUGAACGAGCGCACCGUGGUUUCCAGCAAUGGGCUAUGCCACAUGCUCUGCAUCAACAACUGCAUGGUUUCAGAUAGCGGCAGAGUGACAGCUGAUGCAGAGGGGUUGAUUUCAGAGGCAGAACUACAGGUUCAAGAGCAACAGGUGCUGUUCAGUAAGAAAAUGACACCAGUUGUAGCUGAAGAAUACAGUGAAGCAACUCUAGAAGUGGAGGUGAGUGUGGAUUCGGGAGAGGUGCGGUGGAUGAGGCAAGGGGUGCUAAUCCACCCUGGGGCCAAGUAUACCCUGAAGCACAAGGGCCGCAAACACAGUCUCACCCUCCACAAAGUGUCAAUGUCUGACCGGGGCACCUACAGCUGUGAAACCCUUCAUGACCGCACACAAGCCCAGCUCACAGUGGAACCUCGAAAAAUCACAAUCAAGAGGGGACUGACUGACAUUAAAACCACAGAGAGGGAAACAGCUUCUUUCGAGGUAGAGGUGUCCCAUCCCAAUGUCCCGGGCACAUGGAUGAGAAAUGGACUCAAGCUUAAGCCAACUAAUCACUUCCGUAUGAGCGCAAAAGGACAAGUCCACAGCCUUACUAUCUCUAACCUCUCAGUAGAAGACACUGGCACUUUUGUGUUCUGCAUAGAGAAUCUGAAGACCUCUGCAAGGCUUGUUGUAAAGGAGCCCCCAGUGACCAUUUUCAGAAAACUGGUGAACCAGAGGUUCCCUGAAGGGGCAGUAAUCUCCAUCGAGUGUGAGCUGUCAAGACACAACGUGGAUGUGAAAUGGAUGAAGGAUGGGGCUGAGGUGAAGACCAGCAAAGACUUGCGCAUUUAUGCCAUGGGAAGGAAACGGUUUCUCCAGAUCAUGAAAUGCCAAGUCAGUGAUUCUGGCAUGUACACCUGCGAUGCAGGAGAUGCAGCUACAUCCUGCACUGUGGAAGUCUACGCGCGUGAGCUGGUGAUUCUCCAGGGUCUUGAGGACCUGGACAUCCAAGAGGAUGAAAACGCCGUGUUUGUUUGUGAGAUCUCAGUGGAGGAUGUGCCGGGGGAAUGGUACAAAAAUGGGGAGCGGAUACAGCCCACCAGCACCAUUAAGAUCCGCCAGGAAGGGACAAAACAUUUUCUUCUCAUGUGCAACGUGCGAGCAGAGGACUCUGGAGAGAUUAAGUUUGUGGCGAGGCACAUUGAAUCUGUUGCUUACUUGGAGGUGGAAGAGCUUCCAGUUAGUAUUGUAAAACCUCUGCAAGACAAGACGGCCCUUGAGAAGAGCCGUGUGAUCUUGGACUGCACAGUGUCCAACCCCAGAUGUAGCAUCCGCUGGUACAAAGGCAGCAAUGUCAUCCUGCCCUCUGAACGCUUCGAGAUCUGCAGCGAAGGAUGUUAUCGCAAGCUGAUCAUCCAGCAGGUGGCGCUAGAUGAUGAGGGCACAUACAGUGUGCAGGUUGGAGAUUAUACUUGCUCUGCAAAACUGACCGUGGAGGCCCAGUCUUUAUUGAUGGUCCGAGAGCUUAAAGAUGUGGAAGUCAUGGCUCCUGAUGAGGCCUGCUUCGAAUGUGAAGUUUCAGCUCCUGUCUUCAAAUCCCCAGUGUGGACUCUGAAUGGGGAGCCUUUGCAGCCGAGCUCUCGGGUACGCCUGGAGAAGAUGGGCACAGUGCACAGGCUGACCCUCAGGCAGACCUCUCCAGAAAUGAAUGGCGUGGUAGAGUUCACAGCUGGGAAAACAAAGAGCAAAGCCCAGCUACGGAUAGUGAGUAAGUAG
Pelmatolapia mariae (spotted tilapia) is the source of this 5937-nucleotide messenger RNA. RefSeq names its product obscurin-like protein 1. The record is from RefSeq and is a predicted model, not a curated record. Gene Ontology annotation, molecular function: protein binding. The coding region runs from base 1 to 5937 and encodes 1978 amino acids. NCBI's taxonomy places the organism in Eukaryota, Metazoa, Chordata, Actinopteri, Cichliformes, Cichlidae. The transcript is spliced from 21 exons.